This is a messenger RNA of Guillardia theta CCMP2712, 321 nucleotides long. RefSeq lists its product as hypothetical. The record is from RefSeq and is a predicted model, not a curated record. Bases 1 to 321 code for a protein of 106 amino acids. The transcript has a single exon. Lineage: Eukaryota; Cryptophyceae; Pyrenomonadales; Geminigeraceae.
AUGGAGGAGGACAAGCUGGAAAAGGGAGAGGAGGGAGGAGGAGGAUCGAGUGACUCUCUGCAAGCAGAGCAGCGGGCGAUUGUCGUGGGGACGACUGGGGGCUGCGUGCUUGUGCUCGGUCUCCCAGCUGAGGUAGCAGCUGCGAACCGCGAGCUGCUGCGGCGGCAUGGGCUUGAGAAGGCGCGAGGGGAUGAGAGUCUUUGGCGCCAUCUUGACCUGCUGGACCUGCGGACGAGGAUGGAGGAGCAGCUUCGAGCUCGAGCCCUCGCGUCCUCCUGCCUCCUCCAGGCCCUGCGCGAGCCUUCGCCUCUUCCCCUCUGA